Messenger RNA from Ogataea angusta, 1965 nucleotides. RefSeq lists its product as uncharacterized. The record is from RefSeq and is a predicted model, not a curated record. Lineage: Eukaryota; Fungi; Ascomycota; Pichiomycetes; Pichiales; Pichiaceae. Gene Ontology annotation, cellular component: plasma membrane. The coding region runs from base 1 to 1965 and encodes 654 amino acids. Gene Ontology annotation, biological process: putrescine transport; spermidine transport; urea transmembrane transport. The transcript is spliced from 2 exons. Gene Ontology annotation, molecular function: urea transmembrane transporter activity; spermidine transmembrane transporter activity; putrescine transmembrane transporter activity.
AUGCUAGAAGCUCCUCUUCCCCAAGGCGCAGGAUAUGCCGUUGUCGUUGGACUCGGUUUUGUGUUUUCCCUCGGAAUGAUCAUGACCACAUUCAUUCUCCGAAGAUACCAAAAAGAGAUUAUCACUGCUGAAGAAUUCGUGGCCGCUGGGCGGUCUGUAAAAACCGGUCUGAUCGCAGCGGCAGUUGUGAGUUCCUGGACUUGGGCUGCUACGCUGCUGCAAUCGUGCACUCAAGUGUACAAAAACGGUAUUUCUGGAGCCACAAACGUCUUGGUGACUGCUAUGCUUCUCACGGGAGGAUCUGCCGUCAUUAGUGACCUAACCGGCAUGAACACCGUUGCAGCUUGUUUCCUAUUGCCAGUCGGUGUCGUUGUGUAUACUUUGUUUGGUGGAAUCAAGGCCACUUUCCUGACUGACUAUGCUCACACAAUUGCCAUUAUUGUCAUCAUUCUCACCUUUGCAUUCACAACCUAUGUUUCUGGAGACGUUUUGGGGUCCACCAGCAAGGUGUAUGACCUGGUCAUCGAAGCCGCGAAGGAGAAGCCAAUCGAGGGCAACGCGGACGGGUCUUUCCUCACCAUGAACUCUCGGUCAGGAGGAAUCUUCUUCGUCAUCAACAUUGUCGGAAACUUUGGUACAGUUUUCCUUGACAACGGAUACUGGAACAAGGCUAUUGCCUCCAGUCCUGCCGCAGCUUUGCCAGGUUACAUCUUUGGAGGUCUUGCUUGGUUUGCUGUGCCUUGGCUUGUGUCUACCACCAUGGGUCUUGCAUGCGUGGCUCUCGAAAAGACACCGGCAUUUCCUUCCUAUCCAAACCUGCUUACAGAAGAUGAAGUUUCUGCAGGUCUGGUGCUACCGAGCGCCGCCGUUGCCAUGAUGGGAAAAGGCGGUGCAGUGGCUGCGUUGAUUAUGGUCUUCAUGGCCGUCACCUCUGCCUCCUCUGCUGAGUUCAUCGCCGUCUCCUCUAUUUUCUCCUACGAUAUCUACAAAGGCUACAUCAACCCCUCGGCGUCCGGAAAAAGACUCAUUUUCACCUCGCAUGUGUCGGUGGUGGUUUUUUCUCUCGUUAUGUCUGGCUUUGCGACCGGCCUGUGGUACGCAGGCAUCUCCAUGGGAUACUUGUACGAGCUUAUGGGUAUCAUUAUUUCCGCCGCUGUGUUCCCUGCCGCCAUGACCCUGCUAUCAAGAAAGCAAAAUGUGCAGGCUGUUGUGUGGUCGCCUGUUCUUGGAACAGCCUUUGCCAUCAUGAGUUGGCUCGUGUGCACAAAGAAAAAGUUUGGAAGCAUCACUGUGUCCAACACUUUUGAGGAUGACGCCAUGCUAACAGGUAACGUUGUUGCUCUGCUUUCACCAUUGAUUUUUGUGCCAAUCCUGACCUAUGCUUUUGGAUCGCAAGAAUUUGAUUGGGAGAUUCUCAAAACCAUCAAAAGAGUGGACGAGACUGAGGAAAUCAUAGAAGCUACCGAGCCCGUCACUGAGGAUGCAGAGUUCCAGCCGGUCAAGUCGCACAUGACUGCCAUUGCUCACGACAUUUACGAGCAAAAGAAAGCUACCGCUGCUGCGGAAGAGGAGGAACUACUCAGAAAAGCCUCUAAAAUUGCCGGAUACACCUGUUUGUUUAUGGCCAUCUCGCUGCUUGUGCUUUGGCCAAUGCCAAUGUAUGGAAGCAAAUACAUCUUCUCCAAGAAGUUCUUUACAGGAUGGGUGACUGUUGGCAUUAUCUGGCUAUUCUUUUCUGCCUUUAUCGUCAUUAUCUACCCACUGUGGGAAGGAAGACACGGAAUAUAUGUUUCCAUGAGAGGAAUCUACUGGGAUCUCACUGGCCAAACAUGGAAACUUAGAGAGUGGCAGAACGAGCAUCCUGAGGAAUUGCAUGUUGUUCGCAGUCAGGUGUCUGCGGAAAUUGCACAUGAAAGAGCGGCAAAUAUUGACCAGACCAUAGAAAGGCUCUCGGAAAAAGAUUGA